Orbilia oligospora ATCC 24927 is the source of this 513-nucleotide messenger RNA. RefSeq lists its product as uncharacterized. Bases 1 to 513 code for a protein of 170 amino acids. Lineage: Eukaryota; Fungi; Ascomycota; Orbiliomycetes; Orbiliales; Orbiliaceae. The transcript has a single exon. The record is from RefSeq and is a predicted model, not a curated record.
AUGGUUCACUUCAGCAUCCACCAGAUCACCGCUUCUCUUUCCCCAAAGAACCUCCGUCUACGAAAGAGAAAGUCUUCCAAUGCUUCCACAACCGUCUCUGACAUUGCUUGCUCCCCAUCCAACCUUUCCAUCGCUUCCUCUACCAUCUAUCGUCGUCGAAACUCCAUCGAAUCGAUCACUUCCACUUCCACCGCUGCCUCCAGCGCCUUCCUCGAUGCCUGUGACGAUCUCGGCCUUACCAGCCCCUACUAUCUCCCUGCCAAAUGUCUUAGCCCACCAUCAUCAAGGAAGCAGUUGCCGACCCCACAGAGAAAGCUCACCAAUGCAUCGAUAGCUUCCACCCUCAGCACCAGCGGACUCAUGAUUGAUCUAUGCGGUUUCCACCACGUUGAUUCCGCUGAGGAGAACUUCAGCCCUGAAUUGGCAGUAUUGGAACCAAGACCAGAUGCUCUCAGAUUCUGCGGCUUUGAGGAGACACUAGAACAGCGAUCGAUGCUUCCAUUCCGAUUGUAG